Molecule: messenger RNA, 1401 nt
Organism: Pichia kudriavzevii
Lineage: Eukaryota; Fungi; Ascomycota; Pichiomycetes; Pichiales; Pichiaceae
Exons: 1
Coding region: 1-1401 (466 amino acids)
Biological process (GO): cell wall mannoprotein biosynthetic process; protein N-linked glycosylation
Cellular component (GO): mannan polymerase complex
Molecular function (GO): alpha-1,6-mannosyltransferase activity
Source: RefSeq, a predicted model, not a curated record
AUGAUGCGAAAUCAUUGGGGUAAUAACAAGACGAACCUACCGUUAAGCAUCUCCGACGAUAAAUUUACCCCUAAAUCAAAAAAGAAAUCAACUGAUAUCUACAAGGUUCUCCUAGGUGUUAUUUUCACCAUUGGUCUCUUUUAUAAGCUUUUCGUCCACGGACCAUCUCCAAAUGAAACGCAGAGAAAUCUAGAUGCAUCUUUUAAUGCGGAAAGUCACGUUGCGGACACGGAGGUUAAUCCAGCUGAAGCAAUGGUUACACCACCUGAUCAGAUGAAUCUAGCCGAAAAUGUCGAGUUUUACGACUUGAUGCAAUACCAAGGAACUCCAGAGGGUAAGUCUAAUGAGGAGAUUGUUCUUUUGCUUGUACCACUAAGGAAUGCUGAGAAAGUUUUGCCUUUAAUGUUCCGUAAUAUGAUGAAUAUAACUUAUGAUCACAGUUUGAUUGACAUUGCAUUUUUGGUUAGUGAUUGUUCUAAAAGUGAUAAAACACUCGAGAAAUUAUACGAAUAUACAAGUGCUAUGCAGGAGGGUAAACUUGUUCCUAUUUUAGAAGAUCGUGAAAGAGAAAUUAAAGGUAAAGGUGUCUUUGGCUCAAGUGAUCUAUAUCUCAAGUAUAUGCCGGAAGGUUACAUCGAAAAUGUCAAAAAGUCCUACGCUCCACCAUUCCACUCUGAAUACGAAAAACCAUUUAGAAGCAUUCAGAUAUACCAAAAAGAUUUUGGUCAAGUUAUUGGACAGGGUUUCAGCGACAGGCAUGAUGUUAAGAUUCAGGGUAUCAGGCGUAAGCUAAUGGGUAGAGCUAGAAAUUGGCUUUUAUCUACAGCAAUCAAGCCCUACCAUUCAUGGGUGUACUGGAGAGAUGUUGAUAUUGAACUAUCUCCAGCUGACAUUUUAGAAACCAUGAUGAACUUUGGCUCGGAAUAUGAUGUGAUAAUUCCAAACGUGUGGAGACCAUUGCCUGUUUAUCUCGGUGGGGAGCAACCAUAUGACUUAAAUUCAUGGAUAGAAUCUAAUGAAGCUCUCAAGUUGGCUAAAACAUUAGAUGAGGAUGAUGUUAUUGUGGAAGGGUAUGAGGAAUAUGCUACAUGGAGAGCUCACUUGGCCUAUAUCAGAGAUAAAAAUGGUGAUCCUAAUGAAGUUGUUGAGCUUGACGGUGUCGGUGGUGUUUCAAUUUUGGCAAAAGCUAGUACAUUCAGACAUGGAGCCAAUUUCCCCGCGUUUACCUUUUUGAACCAUGCAGAAACGGAGGCAUUUGGUAAGAUGACGAGAAAGAUGGGUAUGAAGAUUGCGGGUUUGCCACAUUACACUAUCUGGCAUAUCUACGAACCAAGUGAAGAUGAUUUGAUUGAAAUCUCUAAGCUAGAGAGGAGAAAAAGACGUUUUGGAAAAAAACACUAA